UCAAUAUGGCGAUUGGUUUCUGAUUCGAGUAGAAACACAGCGUCAGAAGGAUAAUAUCAUUGAAGGAAGUUUCUCUCUCUUUAUAUUUUUCUAGAAUAGUUAAAUAAUACUCUCUUCGAAAUAUCAAAAAUAUAAAUAUGAAAUAAUAUAUAUAUUAUAUGAUAAUGCAUAAUUAUUAUGUACACUAUCAAAUUUUAAUUUUUACAUGUUAAUAAUAAUAUAUUUAUUUAAAAAAAUUAUUAAAUUUUAUAUUACUAAAGUGAAAAAAACUUGUGCCAAGAAUGUCUCAGGACGAUGAUGUAGGAUUUUUAUAUAAAACAAUGAGUAAGUUAAGAAAUUUUAUUAAAUAUAUUUUAAGAUAUUUCGCUGUAGGUUAAAAUGAAUAUAAUAAAUAAAAUAAAUAAUUUUUCAUAAUACAUUAUAUGAGAAAGAUUUUAAAUUUAUAUUUUUUUUUUUAAAUUUGCAAAUAAUGUUAAUUACAAUUUUUUUAAUAAUAUAAAUAUUUAAAAUACAAACAAAAUUAAUUCAAAAAAUGAAACAUUUUAUAUUUCAUAUAUUUAUAUUUUAAUUUUAUAUAUUUAUAUCUUUUUAUGAACAUAUGUAUAAUUAGAAUAAAUAAUAAAUAAAUGUAAUAUUUAAUCAAUGUAUAAUACAUUUAGAGUAAUAAUUUUAUUAAAUCAACAACUUAAAUAUGAAUUUUAAUACAUAUAAAUCUUUUUUUAAUUUUAAUGUGAUUUUUUUAUUUUUAAUUUAAAAAAUAUUUAAUAUUUUAAUAAUAAUUUAUAAAAAAUAUAAUAAAUAAAACAAAAUAAAAAAAGAACACAUAAAAUAAUCGUAAUGCACAAAACCGGCGUUGUAUUCCUUCGCGUAUGUCAGUAUUUUACAGUGACGACUUGAUGAGUUUGAUAUAUAUACGUGUAGUGGGAGGCGUUUAAAAACUAUACAUAUAGCGGUAUACGGAUGUGUCAGAAUUCUUAAAGAAAAAAUAAUUUAUAUAAAGAAAAAUAUGAAAUAUUACCAUUGAAAUUAAGCAAAAGUUUUGCUUUAAGAAUAAUAUGACUAGCAUUUUUGAAAGAGAUCCAAAAAAAAGGAGAGUUAAGCCUGUAGGAUCAGCACAAUCUUUACUUGAUUUUGAUUUAGGUGAAAGCUCUGAUGACAGUGAUUUUAGAAUUGAGGAUCACUGUGAAUCUGAUGAUGAUUCAGUGGAUUCUAAUGAUAUAGGAAAAGAGGAAGAAGAUGUGUCUGAGCAAUCUGAUGAUUCUUUGGAAGAUCCAUUAUUGACUAAAAAAGAAAAUCCUAAUUUAACUGUAGGAGAUGUAAUUGAACAAGCUAGACAACAAGCAUUAAAAGGAAAUUCACUUGAAGAUAAAUUAAAUAAAAUGUUAAUUUGUUGUGGUUGCUUAGGAGAUAGAAGCGAUGAUGUUAAUGAAAUUGUUGAAUGUGAUGGAUGUGGUGUUAGUGUACAUGAAGGAUGUUAUGGUGUAUCUGAUGUAGAAAGCUUUUCAAGUACUGAUUCUUUAUGUCAGUCAGCACCAUGGUUUUGUGAAGCUUGCAGUGCAGGUAUUGAAGAUCCUUCUUGUGAACUUUGUCCUAAUAAAGGUGGAAUUUUUAAAGAGACUGAUGUAGGCAAAUGGGUACAUUUAGUAUGUGCACUUUAUGUACCUGGAGUUGCUUUUGGAGAAGUUGAUCGCUUAUCAAGUGUAACACUUUUUGAAAUGGCAUAUAGUAAGUGGGGAGCAAAACAGUGUUCUUUAUGCGAAGAUGCAUGCUUUGCUCGUACUGGUGUAUGCAUAGAAUGUGAUGCAGGAAUGUGUCAUACAUAUUUCCAUGUUACUUGUGCACAAAGAGAAGGUUUAUUAUCUGAAGCUCAUAGUGAAGAAGUUGAUCAAGCUGAUCCAUUUUAUGCACAUUGUAAACUUCAUUCCGAUAAAACACUUGUUCGUAGACGUAGACGUAAUUGGUUAGCUUUACAAUUACGAGCUCAAUACCGACAACAAUUAUUAAAACAACCUAAUCAUUUAGAUACUGAAGAACAGCGUAGAAUCCAAAGAAAAUUAGCAAAACAUAGGCAUAAAUAUUUAGCUCAUAAAGCUUCCAGGCCACCACCAUGGGUACCAACGCAAAAAAUGCCUCGAUUAUUAACUACUUCAGCUUCUGCUUGUCGGCAACUAGCAAGAAAAGCUGAACUCAUGGGUGUUGAUACUGCUGCAUUAGAAGCUCAAGAAGCACAACUUGUAGCUUUAGUUGAUAUUAGGAAAAAGUGGCAUAUUCCUCCUGCUUUUAGCGUAGAAUUCAUUGGUUAUUAUUUGGAUCGCAAUUUACGAGUCACAUCUAUGAAAAGACGAUUACAAGAACUUCUUGAUAUUAAUUCUCAAUUACUUAAUGAACAACAAAGAUUAGAUAGAAGAUAUGAUGAAGUAAUGAAAGAUAAUGAAGAACAGAUUCGAGUUAAUGUAACACUAAAAGAAAAAAUAGAAAUGUAUCACCAAGUGCUUAAGAGUGGUGGUUAUGUAAAAUCAUUACCACAAAUAACUGAUUUAGCAAAACCAAGAAUAGCACCAACUCUAGGUACAGGUUUAGGUGUCCCUACUGCAGCAGCUUUGAAAAUGGGUGUUGGUUUUCCUUUACCAGUUGGUAAAGGAACAGAAGGAAUACGUGAAGGUAGAGUUUUAAGCAGUCAAGCACAAGAUCAAAAUCAUAAAGGAGAAUUAACAUUAAGGCAUCAAUGUGGAAUAUGUAGAAGAUCUACAAAUCAACAUUUACUUGCAAAAUGUGAUACCUGUCAUCUUCAUUAUCAUUUAUCUUGUCUUAGUCCACCUUUAUCACGUAUGCCUAAGAAAACAAAACUUAUGGGAUGGCAAUGUUCUGAAUGUGAUAAAGAAUCUUCUGGAUCAGAAGUUGAACGUAUAGAUACUUCAGCUCCACGUAAAUUAAGGCAUUGUAAAGACGAUUCAAAUCUAACAUCGACACCAACACCACCACAAGAAAUACAAGUACCUACAACGCCAACAACACCUAGUACAUCAAAGAAUUCUUCUACUAAUCUUAAUAACAUAACAAAUGCUUCUACACCUGAUACACCUACAACACCAAAAGUAACUAUAAAACCAGUUGGACCACAACCUCUGUCUUCAACUCCUAUUCAAUCAAAUGAAUCAGUGUACAAUCAGCAACCUAUUAAUAAUAUGACAAUAACCAGAGAAGGUUCACCUGAAUAUAUGGUAGCUUCAGCAGAUGGUACAGAAUCUGUUUCUCAAAGAAGCGCUAAAAAGAGAAGAAGAGAAAAACACAAAAGAUAUACUCCUGAUCCAAUUACGGGUAUAAAGCAAAGAAAACGCAAACAUAAGAGAAAAAGUCUUGAUGUAGAAAAUCCUGAAGGACAAUCUCAACCAGAAAUUCAUAGGAGAAUUACAAUAAAAAUAAAACCAAUUCCAAGGCCAGAGGGAGAUGUAGCAUCAGAAUCAAGUCCACAAAUGUUUGUUGCUACAUCUACUAGUACAGAAAUUACAUCACCACCGCCACUUCCUAAACUACCACCUCCACCUGUUCCAUCUUUGACUUCAAAUACUACAUCUGUAACAUCAAAUGCAUCUACUAAUAAUACAAGUAGAACAUCUACAGGAAACGGAAAAAGAGGAAAAGAUACAGACCUUUUAACACAAUGCAAUGUCUGUGAUAUGCCUGGCACCAGUCAAAAUCUCGUUAUGUGUGAUGAAUGUAAAAAAUGCUACCAUUUCACCUGUCUUGAUCCACCAGUUAAAAAAUCACCUAAAAGAAGAGGCUAUUCAUGGCAUUGUGCUGACUGCGAUCCUAGUUAAAAGCUGUGCCAUCUUUAUUUAUUGAAUAAUCAAAUGCAACGUUCCAUUUACGAAAUGUUGAAUGGCAAUUAGUUAUUAAUACGAAAAAAACUUAAAAUCUCACUUUUAUAUGAAAAUGGGAACAAUUCUUCAUAAAAGAUGGAUAAUACACCUACACUUCGUAUAAUUUUGAAGCAGCCAAAGCAACAAAUUAGGCUAAAACUUAUUUAUGGAUAUUUUUAUCUUUGAUCUAAAAUUGUUACUAGGAAUAUAUCUUGAAGCUAAUUUAAUUCAAUAAAAGAAAGAAUCUGUAAUAGUAAAAUAUUUCUUUCAUUUCAGGCCUCUGAAUCUGAGACUUAAUAUCAACAAUUUUAUGUCUGCAGCUAUAAUUCUACGUUCAAAUAAAUUAAGACAUUAAAUGUCAUUGUUUUUUUGUAAAAUAUAUAGAAUAUAGUUAAUGUUUUUCCUCUAA
Messenger RNA from Apis cerana (Asiatic honeybee), 4269 nucleotides. RefSeq names its product PHD finger protein 14. Gene Ontology annotation, biological process: regulation of transcription by RNA polymerase II. The record is from RefSeq and is a predicted model, not a curated record. NCBI's taxonomy places the organism in Eukaryota, Metazoa, Arthropoda, Insecta, Hymenoptera, Apidae.